Molecule: messenger RNA, 1047 nt
Organism: Osmia lignaria (orchard mason bee)
Lineage: Eukaryota; Metazoa; Arthropoda; Insecta; Hymenoptera; Megachilidae
Source: RefSeq, a predicted model, not a curated record
AUGAGGAGGCCAAGUGGGGGGGUAACCUCCACCCUAACCCCCCCACUAAAAGUGAAGGAAAAGAGCCCGGGGACGAAGAGAAGGAGCACCCGGGCCACAACGGAGCCUCCUCAACCUGGCCCGCCCCAACGAACCAUCACCGCUGCAAGGAAGGUGACCCCCGCCGUCACGUAUGCAGAAGUGACUAGGGGCACGUCGACCGUCACUACAACGAUGACCACCCGGAGGAUGGCACGGGCAACCUCCCUCCCGCCCGUAUCGAAACAAGAGGAAGCCGGGGGCGCAUCCACCACCCAAGCGCCCCCCACCAGGCCAGUGACGGCGACGUGCACUUUCGCGACGGCGGGGACACUGACCUUAACGACGACCUCGGUUUAUAGCAAACCGGUGGCCGUCGUCACCGUCGCCACAAGAAGGAGCGGGGGGGGAGCCUCACCGAGGGGGAUCAAGAAAAGGAUUCAAGAGGACACGGUGCUCCUGGAGUCCGCGCCGACGACCAGAGCGCGGGCUGCCAGGGCAACCACAGAGCCCCCUCGGACCCCCCCCAGGACAAGACAGGCGACCAAGAUGAGGAAGAGCCCACCAACAUCCAUGGGCUCUGCGACGGUGAACGACGUGGCCACCUCAAGGACACCAGAAGAGCGCCCUGUAACAAGGAGAAGCACCCGGGCGAAAACUCUAUCGCCCGGGUCGACACAAGAGAAGACGACGAGGGGGGACGGACCUACCACCCUACCGUCCCCCACUACAGGGCGCCCCGGGAGGAGGUUGAUCCUCCCAGCUAUAGCCGAGGCGUCGCCAGCGGUCACUGCGGCGCCGGAUAAGGAAAAGGAUAAAGAAAAGGAAAAGGAGAAGGAAAGAAGACUAGGGGAGGAAGAGGAUGUAGGGGGCUGGCGGGACGUCGUGCCGUGGAAAACGAGGAGAAGGGCUGGACGGCAGGAAGAGGAGGGAGUUAUGACGACCCCGCCACCGAAGACGCCGACGCGGCAGCCACGGCAACAUGUACAAGAAGAGGAAGUGGUCCGGGAGCCACUCGUGAAUAAGUAA